This is a messenger RNA of Aureobasidium melanogenum CBS 110374, 954 nucleotides long. RefSeq lists its product as uncharacterized. The transcript has 2 exons. Lineage: Eukaryota; Fungi; Ascomycota; Dothideomycetes; Dothideales; Saccotheciaceae. The coding region runs from base 1 to 954 and encodes 317 amino acids. The record is from RefSeq and is a predicted model, not a curated record.
AUGGCCAAAGAGAAAACCAAGAUCAAACAUCACAGCAAGGCCAAGCAUAGAUUCAAGGUUCGAUCUGCUUUAACCUGUUGGACACCACUGUACUACGCACCCAGUCCUCGGUUUAAUAAUCACACGAUACGGAGAUGGGCUACGAAACGUGCUGCCGAGAAGAUCAAAGCCACCCAACCACAGCCAAAGACUGUCUCGCUUCUCGACCUCCCUCUCGAACUCCUGUGGAUGUUCUUUGAUCACGUCACUUGUAGAGAACGUCGCAAACGGCGCCGCUACACAAUUCAGGUUGUACCUGAAGGCGCCUCAAUUGACAAUAUGGCCAUCUCUCAACACCCCUUGUUAAUGGUCUGCUCAUCCCUUCGCUCAAGGCUAAUCUCCUACUUCUAUUCAAUCUCUUCUUUCCAUGUGGAGGUUCACAUGAGCUCGACAAUCAGAAACAAUCAAGGUAUCCUCUACCUACAAGAGCUGCAGGAAAAUGUCCUGCACGAACGCAAACUGAGCUCUGUAAAAUUGACCAUCAAUAUUUACGAGCUGUCGAGAAAAUUCUUCGAUUAUUCCGUUCUCGUACAAAUGGGCACAAUAUUGUUCGAGGACUACCGCACCAAGAGGCUUGUGUCCAGAUACAACGGCGAGCUCAUGAAGUUGCGUUGGCGGCUGAAGUGCAACGACCCAGAGUUCGAAUGCCCAUGUCCGAGAUAUGUUGUCGAGCAAGAUCUGAAAAGAUUACUGGACAAGAUCCAUAAAUGGGCCGCAAAAGCAGCAAUCCACACAUCGAAGAGUUCACAGGCCUUCAGCUCUAAGCUGGAGAGAUGGCUUAAGACUCAAGAAGGCGUCGUCGAUAAAACAUAUUACAUCAGAAGGACACUCGAUGAAUGUCUGAAGGCAACGAGUGUCCGGGAUAGACGGUUGUCCCUUGAUUCCUGCUAUGGAAAUGUCUGUCUCUGUGGCUGA